Molecule: messenger RNA, 1543 nt
Organism: Xiphophorus maculatus (southern platyfish)
Lineage: Eukaryota; Metazoa; Chordata; Actinopteri; Cyprinodontiformes; Poeciliidae
Exons: 8
Coding region: 13-1299 (428 amino acids)
Biological process (GO): cell surface receptor signaling pathway
Cellular component (GO): plasma membrane
Source: RefSeq, a predicted model, not a curated record
CUCAUCGAUAACAUGCUUCUCACGGUUAUUUUUCUGUCCCUGUUGGCAUCAGCCGGUUUCUCUGUUACGGUGCUCCAGUCUGCAGAUCAGAUCGCUUCCUCGGAUGCUGAUGCGACGUUGGAGUGCAGUGUGGGCGCCGGGUUCUCCAUGAGCAGCUACACCAUGCUCUGGUACCGACAGAACCGCCAAGGGGCUGAAAUCCAGCUUCUUCUCGCAGAAUAUGAAACAACGGCCGGGCGCUACCGUUCGUCUCUCGAAGCCGAGAAAAACAAGUUUUCUCUCAGUAUUCCAGAGCUGAAAGUGAACGACAGCAGCAUCUACUACUGCGCUGCCAGGCACAGUGACGCACGCGGACCAAACACUCGUACAAAUACGAGGCUGGCUGCGACAGAGGCAGGAAGGAGCUGCGGCUCCACUCGUUUGGUUUCAUGUAUCAGGACAAUUGAUCAACCUCCGUCUUUAUUGCCUGAAGUUGGGCAACAGGCUGUGAACUUAAAAUGUGAACAAGACGACGAACAAUACCUGAACAUGUACUGGUACAGACAAAUAAGCAGCAUCAGCAGCAUGGAAUUAGUGGCAUAUUCUCUUGGUAAAGAUAUUUCAACUAUUGAAGCUCCGUUCCAGGACACCAAAUACUCCAUGUCCCGUCCGUCGACGCUGAGCACCACGCUGCAGAUCAACAAGGCCGAGCCUGGAGACUCGGCUGUGUAUUACUGUGCUUCCAUUCUGUGCUCCGACUCUUAUCCUGCUUAUUUUGGAGAGGGAACCAAACUCACAGUUCUUGAAGAUGGAGCAAAGGUCACUGAACCAAAUGUGAAAAUCCUUCCACCUUCACCCCAUGAGUGCAGAGACCAGAAGAAGGAGAAAGGAGAGAGGAGGAAGACCCUGGUUUGCCUGGCGUCUGGUUUCUACCCGGAUCAUGUCAGCGUGUUCUGGCAGCUCAACGGCCAGAACGUCACUGAUGGUGUGGCGACUGACGCCGCCGCCAAGAAGAAUGAAACCACAAAAAUGUACUCCAUCACCAGCAGGCUGAGGCUGCGGGCCAAGACCUGGUUCAACCCUGGCAAUGAAUUCAGUUGUCACAUCACAUUCUUUAAUGGAACUAACUACAAAAUCUACACAGCACCCAUUUACACCAAUGAAACGGACACAGGGAUGACACGAGAGAAAUAUUUAAGGAUCACCCAGAACGCCAAACUCUCCUACAGCGCCCUGAUCGUGAAGAGCUGCCUCUACGCCGCCUUGGUCUGCUUUCUGGUCUGGAGGCUUCAGAGUUCACCAAAAAAACGGAAGCAGUGAGAGCCGACAGCCGAGUCUUCAGGAGAAACUUUUUUUUAUUUUAUUUUUUAGUUAUUUUUAGCUUCUGUAAAUAAAAUGUGUGAAAAUGGCAGGUGGAGCCGUUUGUUUCUGACCUGAUGCAAACAUCCUGGAUAUUAAAAACAUGCAGGUUUUCUUGUUGAAAGGUAAACGCUCUCUGUGUUUUUGUUCGGCUCUUUCCAUGUAAUCUUUUCAUGUAUUUUCUCAAUAAAGACACGCAAGCAAA